Messenger RNA from Alternaria incomplexa, 561 nucleotides. RefSeq lists its product as uncharacterized. The transcript has 4 exons. Gene Ontology annotation, biological process: protein import into nucleus. The record is from RefSeq and is a predicted model, not a curated record. NCBI's taxonomy places the organism in Eukaryota, Fungi, Ascomycota, Dothideomycetes, Pleosporales, Pleosporaceae. Gene Ontology annotation, cellular component: nucleus. Bases 1 to 561 code for a protein of 186 amino acids. Gene Ontology annotation, molecular function: guanyl-nucleotide exchange factor activity; small GTPase binding.
AUGGCAUUCACAAACACACCCCUCUACGGCGGCGCGAUAACCCUCGAUCUACCCUCAAACUUCGCCGACGCCUCUCAAAUCCGACAAAUCCCCGAUCACCAGGAAGUCUACCUCGACAACAACGGCUACUCCAGUAUCGUCGUUGAGAUCCUAGAGUAUGUCGAAAAGAACAGCGAUGAAGAAGCGCUUCAAUAUCAUUUUGGAGACCUGGUCGAGGGCACAGGAGAUCAGAGUACGAUUAUCUUGCAAGAACGUGCUGUGAUGAAGAGUUUGCCAGACAAGCCAGUCCUAGCACUAUCCUUCAUCCAAACACCACCAACACCCAAUCCCCAUCCCAACCGCAAGACUCCCGAAUUCACGUAUAUUCACCUCCUCCUUCUCCGUCUCAAGGAGCAAGGCACUGAUGUCAUGGUAUCAGUCAACAUCCCACACUAUCCAGGCGAAUACACGCCAGCAGAACAGCAAGGUGGAGAAACGCAGUUGAUGAAGGAUAGCAAGGCGGUCAAGGAGCAGAUUUUGGAGAGCUUCCAAGUGAAGGAAUGGGGUUUGUUCGAGGGUUAA